UCUGAUUGGCCCACAUGUAUUUUCCUUCAUUAGGCGGUUUGUGUGCAGCAGCUAAAAGAAGAAAUUACCUACUGUACGAUAUUACAUUUCAGUUAACCCGUUAAGUUAAAUAAAUACAUACCAGAUAUCAUUGUCAUCAUAUCAGUUAAAGAGAACUCCUGUUCAAGACUGUUUAUUUACAGAGACCAGUGUAUCCACGUUCUGCAUUGGUUUUUGGAGCAUAUUUAAGGGCCAUUUGUUUCAGACUCUUAUUGCCUGUUCAGGAAGUUUAGUAUCCUGCUACGGAGUAUGUCAGUGGCUCUUCUUGUGCGAUAUGCCACGCUCCGCGGAUCCCGUGUCUGCUGCAGGGCUGCCCUCGGCCUAACUAGCAUCCACCAACAAGACCCAAAACGGGCUCUACACACGCCAUCAUCUCCUCGGUGCAGCAACUCUCGCUUUGAUCCGGACAGCAGUGGCCUGCCAACUACCUGGGACUCCUUUGGGAUCUGGGACAACCGCAUUGAUUUGCCCAUCUUGCUUCCGUCGAGCAUCCGAUAUGGUAAACCCAUUCCUAAAGUUAGCCUGUCCAAGGUGGGCUGUGCAUCGCAGAUUGGCCUGCGGAAGGUAAACGAAGACCGCUAUCAGCUAUCGCAGAUGACGGACAACAUCAUGUACUUUGCAGUGUUUGAUGGGCAUGGAGGAGCAGAGGCUGCUGAUUUCUGCCACAGAAACAUGGAGAAGUAUAUUAAAGACAUUGCAGAGGACGAGGAUAACUUGGAAUUAGUUUUAACCAAAGCGUUUCUUGAGGUGGACAAAGCUUUAGCCAGGGAUCUUCACAUCAGUGCAGAUGCCUCUCUGUUGAGUGCAGGGACCACGGCCACUGUGGCCCUACUGAGAGAUGGGAUCGAGCUGGUGGUGGGCAGCGUGGGGGACAGCCGAGCCAUGCUGUGCCGCAAAGGAAAAGCCCUCAAACUCACUGUGGAUCACACGCCUGAGAGAAAGGAUGAAAAAGAGAGAAUACGGAAGACUGGAGGUUGUAUUACGUGGAACAGUUUGGGUCAGCCUCAUGUCAAUGGCAGACUGGCCAUGACACGCAGCAUUGGAGAUUUUGACCUCAAAACGUCAGGUGUCAUCGCAGAACCAGAGACUAAGAGGAUUUCAUUGCACCACGUCCACGACUCCUUUCUGGCACUCACCACUGACGGCAUUAACUUCAUCAUGAACAGUCAGGAGAUCUGUGACUUCAUUAACCAAUGUAACGAGCCUAAAGAGGCUGCACAAUGCAUAUCUGAGCAGGCUCUUCAAUAUGGCUCUGAAGACAACAGCACUAUCAUUGUGGUGCCGUUCGGUGCCUGGGGCAAACACAAAAGCUGUGACGUGAGCUUCUCUUUCAGUCGCAGUUUCGUCUCCACUAGCCGUUGGGCCUAAUCAAAAAUAAGAAGACCAUGAUGGUUUAACCGUUACACUGCAGUGACUCCCUAGUCUGAAUUCAACAAUGUGCAAUAUUUUCCUAAUCCAUCCUGUGACGAUCAACUCAAAAAAGACUAUUACUUUCAGAACCCACAUUUAAUGUGGUCUUGAGUUGCUGUUGACUCAAUAGAAUGACACAGAGCUAUUUUGCCUGGAGAAGUGGUUUUCUGAACCUCAGUUCCUCUGAGGUUCGAAUGUAUCCUUGUCUUGAAAAUGGUUCUUUCCCGCUUUUAGCUCCUAACCUGUGUUGCGUAUCUUUCAUUUGGUACCUCAGUUCUGGUUUUCACUUUUUGCAGAUACUAUACUUCAGAAUAGUGUGCUGUAGGUGGAAUCAACAAUUAUUCUCUGUACUGUUAUUGUGAAUCUCAUUUCAUUUUCAGAAUAGGAAUUUUAAGCACUUUCAGAUUAUGCGAGGUUCAAUGUUUUGGAAUCCUCAUAACUCUAGUCUUUGAGUGCUAAAUGACACGCAGAAGCACAUUUCAGUGGUCUACGUGCUUUGUCUGAUGGCUGUGCACUUUCAUAAGCCCGUAUUUACAGAGUUAAACCACUGUACAUACUGAAGUGGACUAUUUCUUGUGCAAGCACAUAUUUCAAUAACUUUGUCUCCUAUUUGUAGUGUGAAUAUUCAUCCAUGCUUUAUUCCAGCAAUUUUAAAGCUACUUCAAAAAAAAAAAAUUCCUACUUAAUUGAAUUUGCAACCUAACUUGAGGAUCAUUUCGCAAACGAAUCAAUUCUUUUUCUGUGCCUUUUCCAUAAACCUUGUUGUUUUCUGACACUUACCAGUCAUUCUUUCAACUUUAGGUUUAGAACUGAAGUUUUAAACUGUGACUUGUGCUUGUUUAGUGUUACUAAAC
Carassius auratus (goldfish) is the source of this 2303-nucleotide messenger RNA. Its product is annotated as protein phosphatase 1K, mitochondrial-like. The transcript is spliced from 7 exons. Lineage: Eukaryota; Metazoa; Chordata; Actinopteri; Cypriniformes; Cyprinidae. The coding region runs from base 289 to 1407 and encodes 372 amino acids. The record is from RefSeq and is a predicted model, not a curated record. Gene Ontology annotation, molecular function: cation binding; protein serine/threonine phosphatase activity. Gene Ontology annotation, biological process: protein dephosphorylation.